AUGCUCAAUCACGGAACCAGAUCCGAAGCUUCCGCACUUCCCCGGUAUCAGUUCCGCUGGCCACCCCGGAAUUCCUUCCUUCUCCUACUUUCCCCCGGGCAAGUCACCCAACGCGUUUCUUUUCCACCCUCUAUCCGCUCAGCAGAUGACUCCGCAGCGCCCCACAAACGGCGCAAAAUCGCCAUCGCAUGCGACGAAUGCCGGGCCCGAAGGACUCGAUGCGAUGGCAUUCAUCCCGUAUGCGGACCGUGUAUAAAAAGGGUAAAUCGAGGGGCCCAGUGUGUCUUUUCCGGAGAAAAAAAGCGAGCUACGCAAGACUAUAUCAAAGAUCUAGAGAACCGGCUGAAGCUUCACGAAAGUCCUAGCGAGUGUGGGGAUGGCGUCAACGCGAUGAUGGGCGAGGUGGAGGAAGAGCGCCCAACACAAGGCUUCUUUGGCAGCUCCAGCGCUGCCAGCUUCAUCCGACAGAUCAGAACGGCCAUUGACCAGAGGGUGCUGUCGCCCUAUCGUCAAACAUCAGACUCAGUCCUUGGUGUUACAUCGCCGUCCGGUAUCAUGUCCUCGAGAAAAGAACGAUCAUCAGGGUUUUCCAACUACGUUCUUCCACCCCGAAAGACAGCUGAUAGCCUCAUGGAAAUAUACUGGACUUUUGUGUUCCCUCUCUACCCGCUCGUCGAUAGUAUUACUCUGCGAGACGAAUACGCCAGAUUAUGGACUGGGGAGUCUUCUCACUCGGAUGAGAACAUGCUGAUGUGUACUUUCAAUGUGAUCUUUGCUCUAGCCUGUCAGCUAGCCGACUUUAUCCCUCCGGAGGAGCGAGAGGCGUCGGCUGAUACAUUUUUCUCCCGUGCAAAAGACCUUCUCCAAUUCAGUCUCUGGAAUACAGGGUCCGCGGGGUUGAUUCAAUGUUUACUACUCAUGGCCCAAUAUCUUCAGAGCACAGAUUCGGCUCACCAAUGUUGGAUUGUCACUGGAUUAGCCAUUCGGAAUGCGCAGAGCUUGGGACUACAUCUUUCACAGACCAGUGCUCGACUACAGAACCCCCAGGAGAAGCAGCUUGCUCGCAAAAUAUGGCACGGAUGUGUGUUGAUGGACCGAGUGAUUUCCAUGACCUUCGGGCGCCCCUCAAUGAUCUCCAAAGCUGCAGGAGGCUCUGUACCACUGCCAGCCGCUGUGGACGAAGAGUACAUACCCUCCGCCUCAGGUACUGACGUUGGCCAACCAGCCGACCGUCCCUCCGUGAUGGCAUUCUACGCGAAAUCUCUAGAACUCUACGAGAUCAUGAACGACAUCCUCCUCAGUUUCUACAACCCUAAUCCUGAUGAAAAUCCUGAAGACGUGUAUGACUUCUACUUCGACAAGCAAACCGAGGGGGAGUAUACCAUAUUCGAGUUGGACCGAGCGCUGACAAAGUGGUCUCGAAACCUGCCGGAGCACUUACGAGGCGACGUCUCUCACGCAUACGGCGACAACGUGUUUUACCAUCAGAGCAUUGUCCUGCGCGCACGUUUCCUUCACGUCCGCAUGCUGCUUUUCCGACCCAUCCUAUCCAAGUACUGCACUGCUCGAGAUAUCGGGGUCUCCGACCCCCUCACCUCUCUGCAAGACUCAUUCCCGCAGCGGAUCGCCCUUCAAUGCUCCACCAUCUGCGUCAAGGUAGCGCAGGAGGUCAUCGGCCUGAUCUACGGGCACAUUCCCGCCGACGCAACAGCCGGCCCGCUUCCUGCAUGGUGGUAUAAUAUUCUCUACGUCUACACAGCCGCCACCGUCCUCAUCGCUGGGCGCCUCUGCCCCGCCAUCCUCGAGGAAGUCACCGAGCCCGCCAUCGGCCAAUCCUGGCACCACGCUCUGGAGAUCCUUCGCAAGUACCACAGCUACAGCACCUCUGCACGCCGGUGCGUCGCGGCUCUGGAGAUCUUGUACGAGCGCGUCGUGUCGGAGGGUAGCCCGACGGGUCAGGAGCAGUCCGCCCAGAAUCUCCCGAUGGGGACGACCGGGUCGAAUGGGUUAGGGGAUUUGUCGCUCGGAGAGGGGGUGAACUCUGCGUUUCUGGAGGGAGUUGAUAUGCUGGAUUUCCAAGAUAUGUCGUGGUUAAACAGUGUGCCGAGUAGUCUGUUUUGA
Molecule: messenger RNA, 2121 nt
Organism: Aspergillus homomorphus CBS 101889
Lineage: Eukaryota; Fungi; Ascomycota; Eurotiomycetes; Eurotiales; Aspergillaceae
Product: transcription factor domain-containing protein
Exons: 8
Coding region: 1-2121 (706 amino acids)
Biological process (GO): positive regulation of transcription from RNA polymerase II promoter by galactose; DNA-templated transcription
Cellular component (GO): nucleus
Molecular function (GO): DNA-binding transcription factor activity, RNA polymerase II-specific; zinc ion binding; RNA polymerase II cis-regulatory region sequence-specific DNA binding
Source: RefSeq, a predicted model, not a curated record